UUUAGGAUACUGCAAGUCUCGUGCAUAAUAGACUUAGAUAUAAGAUCAACGUAGCCAUGACCUAUUUCAAUUGAUAACGCUAAAACGGCUUCAAGACACCUUUGGCUGUAUAUGGAUUAAAGCAAAUUGCCUAUACGUUCUUCAAUUAAUAACUGCUUGCAUGGUAGGAACCAGUUAUAAACUCCUACAGUUACGAUGCAAGGUACCGGCCGGAAACGCCCCGUAUCGUCCUGCAUACCAUGUUACUCAAAAAAGCAAAAGUGCAAUCACGAGUAUCCUUGCAAUAAUUGCACUCGACGUCGCCGGCCAGAGGAAUGUGCUUACUACCCCUCUCAAGCUGUCCAGACCACCAGCUUGGCAGAAACACAAAAAGAGCGCAUGAAUAACGAGAAUGAGAACGAGAACGAGAAGAAUGUCGGUCUGCCACUAGAUCUUUCAAGCAAUAAUUACUCUCGUAUAAAUCCGGAACCCAAACAUUCGCUGGCCGAACUGUAUGGUUAUUUCGAGGAUAGUAGUCUCAAUACAUUGGCUCGUGAGUACCAUCUGGAGUUCUCCUCUAGCUUCCCAUCGUACUACACGAUGGUUCGAAAUUUGGGAUUGGACGAGGAAGAAACCCGACAUGGCCUUCGUCAACGUUUAACACCUAACAUCAUCGACGAGGUGCAACGAGACAUGGACCGGAUUCCCGAUCGCCAGGUAGUGGAUUUCUUAGUGCAAUACUUUAUGUCUGAAGUUAAUUGGAUGGACCAAUUGAUACACCCCCCGUGGUUUUUGUCGCAAUACCAGCGGUGGUGGGCUAUCAGACAGUUAACACGCGUGUCUGAAGUUGAGUUUGCAGUGCUUAUACUGAGGAUUUGCUCGUAUGCAUCUCAAUUCUUGCCGUCUCCAUCCUAUACACUCGAUGGAAUACGGGGUGUUUCGCUAGCCGACAUACGUCAUACCUGCGACGAUAUUGCGACGAAGCUGGCAGCCAUCUGUAACCGUUGCGACAGCCGCGGCUCUCUGUUUCGGGUACAACAUUUAGCCUUUCUUGGAUUAAGAUACCUCAGUGAAGGGAAGAGCAACGCCUUUUGCGAAGCUCUUAACCAUACCAUCAGAGUGGCUCAGAGCAUCGGCCUUCAUAGUGAUGCAGUGACCUCGAGGCACGGAUUGAACGAGUUAGAUAGGGAAAUGCGACGGAGGACAUUUUGUAACCUCUAUAUCUGGGACAGUAUCUCGUCAAGACAACUCGACCGCGUCCCUUUCCUGCCUAGUGGCUUGAGGAACUGGCCUCUUAUGCGACUUGUGUCCGCCGAAAAUGGUGGUACGCAAUCGGAAGCUGACGUACCGGAGGAAUUCACCUCUCGUCUUCUUCAAGCCCGCCUCUUCGACUUCUGGAGGAAUUUAGGGCCGAUACAAGACUCUGAAUACGUCAUAACGGAAGCUGAGGAUAGGUAUGAAAAGUUCUGUAGCGAGUUUCUUACGAGCUUACCAUCCAGUUUUAAGCUUCACCCAGAUAAGUCGUGGGACAAGCGUUUCCCCAAGCUUCCACUACAGAGACAGCUCUUACACAUCUUCAUCUUUGAAUCUCUUUGUUGGAACUAUCGGCCAUUGCUCCCAAAGGAUAUGGGCUAUAUCCAGAGCCUUCCGGCAUACAAGCGUGUGCUGCUGUCAUCCCAGAAAAGGGGGUUGGCCGUGGCUGCGCUCCACGUACUAGAUGGAGUUACUAUCUUACACACGAUGAUGGGGGGUUCUCACACGCGUUUUCCUGGAAUCAUUUUCUAUACCUUUGAAGCGGCAGUACUUCUGGCAUACCAGUGCAUGGAUUUGGACUUCCCAGGGGUUAACCAUGAUGCUCCCCUCAAUAGUGAGGCCAAGGCCAAGAGAGACCCCCUUCGCGUCGGGAUAACUAACCUCACACGAGAAGAAUGUAUCCAGGCGAUUCAUAGAUCUCUAAAUCGUCUACGUAUGCUUGCAGAGGUGAGCAGCAUGGCUGAAGUUGGUGCGCACACACUAGCUGGUAUUUUAAAUAAAAUACCUAUCGCUGAGGGGGAUAACCGGAAAACAACAGAUACAUCAAACUAUCAGUACGACUCGACUACCGCCAACAAGGUAACUGAUUCUCUACAUUCUGAGCUUCCAGAUUCAAGCUCCUUUGAUGAACUCAUCUCUCUCGUUGGACUGCAAGAGAUGUCUCCAAACUGGGAACCACUUACGUCGGACUUUGCUGAUGGAUUAACUGCGGUGACUGGCCCAUUAGAGAGUUGGGACGUGCAGAAAGAAAACCCUUAG
Molecule: messenger RNA, 2271 nt
Organism: Annulohypoxylon truncatum
Lineage: Eukaryota; Fungi; Ascomycota; Sordariomycetes; Xylariales; Hypoxylaceae
Exons: 5
Coding region: 196-2271 (691 amino acids)
Biological process (GO): regulation of DNA-templated transcription; DNA-templated transcription
Cellular component (GO): nucleus
Molecular function (GO): DNA-binding transcription factor activity, RNA polymerase II-specific; zinc ion binding; DNA binding
Source: RefSeq, a predicted model, not a curated record